AUGACAAAGACACGCAUUGUAUUUGAUGCAUCAGCUAAGCAUGGUGGUGUUUCAUUAAACGACAUGAUUCAUUGUGGCCCUAAACUUCAGAAUGAGCUCUUUAAUGUACUACUUAGAUUCAGAAGAAACAGUGUGGCGCUAGUGUGUGACAUUGCAGAAAUGUAUCUUCGAAUAAAGGUUCCACUGGAAAAUAGACCCUAUCAGCGAUUUUUGUGGCGUGACAUGAUGUUAGAUGCGAGACCAGAUGUGUAUGAAUUUAGCAGUGUUGUGUUUGGGAUAAAUUCGUCACCAUUUCAAGCACAGCUUGUCGCACAGACACAUGCUGAGAUAAACAGAGAAAAUUAUCCCAUGGCUGUAGAAACUGUUAUGAAAUCCACAUACAUGGAUGACAGUAUGGAUUCUGUAUCGAGUGAGGAAGAUGGGGUUAAGCUCUACUCACAGUUAUCAGCAUUAUGGAGAAAAGCUGGUAUGUAUGCCAGAAAGUGGUUGUCAAAUUCAGUGAGUGUAUUGAAGCAUAUUCCACCAGAGGAUGUUGUUCCUGAAGUGGAUCUGCAUGAUAACAGCCUACCAUCAGUGAAAACCCUUGGAGUGUUAUGGAAAGCUAAAGAUGACAUUUUUACCUUCAAAGCAAGUCCACCCGAGGGUGAUUUUGACUAUACAAAGCGUAACUUUCUGCGAAAAAUUGCAAUGCUGUUCGAUCCUUUGGGUUUUCUUGGACCAUAUAUAAUACGAGCUAAAAUUCUACUGCAAGAAAUGUGGACCGCAGGUCUUGAUUGGGAUGACCCACUAAGUGAUGGACUUGUAACGAAAGCUGAGAAGUGGUUUAAUGAAUUAACAGAGCUAUCACUUAUUUCGGUACCGAGAUGUCUUCGUCUGUGUCAUGGUGAAGUUGUAUCUACUUACCUACAUACCUUUGUUGAUGCAUCACAAGAUGCAUAUGGUGCUGUAGUUUAUCAGAGAUGUAUCUAUCAUCAUGGAAGUGUGUCAGUUAGAUUCGUCACAGCAAAAUCCAAAGUGGCACCACUAACAGCAGUAAGCAUACCUAGAUUGGAAUUGAUGGGUGCAGUUUUGGGAACCAGACUGACUCUAUCUGUCACAAGUGCCUUAGAAUUGGACAUUGAACAGUGUUCAUUUUGGACUGACAGCAUGAAUGUUUUGUGUUGGAUCAAAGCUCGAAGCAGAAGUUUCAAGCCAUUUGUAGCGAAUCGCAUAGGAGAAAUGCAGUCGGCUUCAAAUCCAAAGCAAUGGUUUUAUGUGCCAACUGAAUUAAAUCCUGCAGAUAUGAUUUCGAGGGGACUGUCUGUUUCACAGUUACAAGAAGAUGACGUCUGGUGGAGUGGACCACACUAUCUUCAUCUGGAUGAAUCUCAUUGGCCAAAACAGAAAGUCGAAAUGCAAGACACUGAUAUGGAGAAAAAGAAGUCGAACAAGGAAGUUGUCAAUUUUUCAUAUUCGUUCUUAACAGAAACAGUUGACUGUAAAGAUAUUCAGUGUUGUUUAAACCCGGAAACUUAUUCCAGCUGGAUACGACUUGUCAGAGUUCAAGCAUGGGUCAAUCGCUUUCUACACAAUUGCAGACUGAAGAUCAAGGACAGACUUCCAGGAGAAUUGAAUGCAGAAGAAAUUGAAGAGGCAGAAACUCAAAUCAUUAGGACUGCCCAGAAAUGCGAGUUUCAUUGUGAAUACAGAUUACUGAAACAAAACAAACCUCUCCAACAUAACAGCAAGUUAUUGUGUUUGAACCCAGUGAUUGAUGAAGACGGACUUUUGAGAUGUGAUGGACGAUUGAAAUAUGCAGAAUUCUUACCUUAUGAUGUCAGGUAUCCUAUCAUUCUUCCUCGAAACAAUUGUGUCACAACUCUCAUCUUCAAGUACUACCAUGAAAAAGGAAAACAUGUAACGGGAACAAAUCAUACUCUAUCUAUGAUUUCGUCACGUUUUUGGAUUAUAUCCGCAAGAGAGGAAAUUCGGAAAUGGGAGCGACAGUGCAAGAAAUGUUGUCGCAACAAGGCCAAACCAGCAGAGCAACUGAUGGGUCCUCUUCCAUCAAUUCGCACCAAACAACCAUUGCAUGCAUUUUCUCGUACUGCAGUAGAUUACGGAGGACCUUUUAUUACAAAACAAGGACGAGGAAAACGAAGAGAGAAAAGAUACUUAUGUCUUUUUACGUGUGUGAUGUCAAGGGCAGUGCACCUGGAGUUAGCCUUUGGACUUGACACAGAUUCAUUCCUUAACACAUUUUACCGAAUGGUGAGCAGAAGAGGCCUACCAAAAGAAGUUAUAUCUGAUAAUGGAACUAAUUUUGUCGGAGGCAACAAUGAGCUCAAAGAACUUGUUGGUUUAUUGGACCACAGAAAAAUUCAACAGUCUACAGCAAACCUUGGAGUCAUGUGGCACUUUAAUCCGCCACUUGCACCUCACUUUGGAGGUGUCCAUGAAAUAAUGAUUAAAGCAGCAAAGAGAGCUAUCUAUGCAGUGAUCGGAUCAGCAGAUGUUACAGAUGAAGAACUCAUGACGGCGUUUGUAGGAGCUGAAGCGUUGAUCAAUUCCAGACCCUUAACUUACCAAUCAGCAAACCCUAACGAUGAUGUUCCAUUGACACCAAACCAUUUCCUGCAUGGGCAGGUUGGAGGUCAGUUUGCACCAGAAACUGUAGACACCACAGAGUUCAACCCACGGAAACGUUGGAGAAGAAUACAGGAGCUUGUACGACACUUCUGGCACCGAUGGAUGCGUGAGUGGUUACCAGGAUUGAAUGUGCGUAAAAAAUGGACUCAAACUCGCAGAGAUAUAUGUAAAUGUGACAUUGUGCUUGUCAUUGAACCUAAUGUACUUAGGGGACAUUGGCAACUAGGUCGUGUUUUGGACGUUCAUUCUGGCAAAGAUGGGCAUGUGCGAAUUGCAGUGGUUAAGGUUGGACCAAAGACAUUUACGCGCCCAAUAACCAAAUUGUGUCCAUUGGAAUUUAGUGACUAG
Saccostrea echinata is the source of this 2976-nucleotide messenger RNA. RefSeq lists its product as uncharacterized. The transcript has a single exon. Bases 1 to 2976 code for a protein of 991 amino acids. Gene Ontology annotation, biological process: DNA integration. NCBI's taxonomy places the organism in Eukaryota, Metazoa, Mollusca, Bivalvia, Ostreida, Ostreidae. Gene Ontology annotation, molecular function: nucleic acid binding. The record is from RefSeq and is a predicted model, not a curated record.